UUAUGAACAGAAUUUAAACGGUACAGAAUUGUCUUCCAAAAUUUGAGAAAAGAUAAAGAAUUAACGAAAACGCUGCUACCGUCAACGGUUGGUCUUAAGGACGCGAUUCAUUUCAAAGAGUUACAUAAAGAAUAAGUCAAGUUUACGUGGAACUUAUUUUGGUUUCCUAAAAUUAAACCACUGUCAUUAAUAUCUGCAAAUAUUUUAACAAGUUGGUUGGAAUUAAGUCAACUCUGAGUUGCAGAAAUAUCAUUAAUUAAGAGCAAAUUAAUACAGGAGAACUUAUAUUUUCAAAGUGAUCUUUAGACCCGAUGUAAUGGUGAUUCCAUUAUUUACAGGAAAAAAAAAAUCCUAAACAAAUCAGAGCUUGGAUGUGUCUGGUUAUUUGUUGAGUAAAAAAAAAAUCAAAAAUAAAAGGGCCAUUGCCUGUGAACUUAGCGGUAUCAAUUUUAUUUUAUAUUUUAACCCGUGGAAAAUAAUAAGUUUAGAAUAAGCGAAAGAUAUAGACUGAACUGAGGAAAAAUAUAAAGAAAAAAAUGAGAGAAUUGCUGGCGAUUUUGAUGAUUUUUGCGAAAUAAUGAAAGGAAUCUGAUGUGUUUACUACAUUCAUUAUGGAAUUGCAGUGUACACGACUGAAGUCAGUUGUUAUUCAAAAUAGUCAUACCAAAUCUGAAAAGCAGAAGCCGCCUAAAAGGACCAACCGCCAUCAAUCCAAAAGCGAUUACACUGCUUCCAAACGCCGAGAUUCUAGUACUCCAUCACGUGAACAAACUCAUACCUGGCACCGAAGCUUUGUUCCUCGAUCUUCAGACAACCAAUGUUAUCCAAGAAAGAAAAAUUACCAGAAUUUGUCAAAGAGCAAGAAUAGCCGUGGGUCGAAGCAUUCGGAAGAGGAGCGACGCAGUAAUUAUCCCAGCACCAGCCAUGAUUAUGAGUCUUCCAAAAGUGCAGAAUCUAUCCAAGACAGUCCACAGAAGCGACAAGCCUCCACGAAAAAACCAUCGUUUCAUGAAUCCCGAAGCAGGGAAAGAGAGAACUUUACUUCAUAUAACACUCCCUCCUGGGAGUGGAACCAUACGAUCGAUGGUUAUCCUACUUACCAGCAGAACUUUUGUGAUUACGAUAAAAACUUGUGGCCCAAUGAAUACCCGGUGCCCAAUGUGGAAUUUUACCUUCCGUUGAAUUACGACCAGAGCCAGAACCCUCCCAUGCCACCGCAAUCUACACAUGAAACGACCAGCUGUUAUUUCCCCAACCAAGCGCUCAGUAUACCGGAAGAGCCGCAUUAUGCGAUACGUGAACCCUCCGAUGAGGUGUUCAACGAGGGAUUUUACAACUAUGAUUUUCCUUACAGCUUUUUAAACUUUCGUGACAACAAGAGCUGGAUAAACCCACCAAUAGAAAAUAAGGUGAUACCGUGUACAGGUUACUCUAACUUUCCGGUCAACAGCUUUUUCAAUCCGCCAGGAGGAUUUCUGCAAGACAGCACUUCAGGCAUGAACUUUCACUCUGAUUCUGUCCAUUACAUGUUUCCACAAGUCCCACAGUUCUGUGACAGCUACAUUCCAGUCAGACAACACAUUAUACCAUCGAUUCCAAAAAGCACAAAGAAAGCCCCCAAAGACAAUUCGAAUGAAUUCGACGAGGCUUUGAAACGGAUUAUGAUGGAGCAAUUCUCCUUGUUUACAAACUUCACCCCACAAUUUAGCACAUGGUGUUUGGAAUGCUGUGGUUGGGACUAUGGAAAAGCAGCUGACAGUUUCAUCUACAAUAGUCACAUCGUGAAACGAAUUCCUUACAUGGCUUACAACGCAUAAGAAAACUGACGAAGAA
Messenger RNA from Octopus sinensis (East Asian common octopus), 1833 nucleotides. RefSeq lists its product as uncharacterized. Gene Ontology annotation, cellular component: nucleus. The transcript has 5 exons. Gene Ontology annotation, molecular function: protein binding. Lineage: Eukaryota; Metazoa; Mollusca; Cephalopoda; Octopoda; Octopodidae. Gene Ontology annotation, biological process: mRNA transport. The coding region runs from base 612 to 1817 and encodes 401 amino acids. The record is from RefSeq and is a predicted model, not a curated record.